Messenger RNA from Trypanosoma cruzi, 877 nucleotides. RefSeq names its product heat shock protein 70, putative. The annotation marks the transcript as partial. Gene Ontology annotation, molecular function: misfolded protein binding; ATP-dependent protein folding chaperone; heat shock protein binding. The record is from RefSeq and is a predicted model, not a curated record. Gene Ontology annotation, cellular component: cytoplasm. Gene Ontology annotation, biological process: cellular response to unfolded protein; protein refolding. The transcript has a single exon. Lineage: Eukaryota; Euglenozoa; Kinetoplastea; Trypanosomatida; Trypanosomatidae.
CAUCAGCACCUCGGCUGAGCAACAGUCCGAAAAGACGGCAAAUGUUGUUUUGAUGGAUGUGGUGCCCCUCUCCAUUGGCGUCGAGGUGGAUGACGGCAAGUUUGAUGUCAUCAUUCGCCGCAAUACCACCAUACCGUAUUGCGCCACGAAGGAAUACAGCACCGUGGAGGACAACCAGGAGGAGGUGGAGGUGCAGGUCUUCGAGGGCGAGCGACCGCUGACGCGCCACAACCACAAAUUAGGUGCUUUCAUUCUGGAUGGCAUCUCACGUGCCAAGAAGGGCGACCCGACCAUCACAGUUACAUUCAGCGUGGACGCGGACGGUAUUCUCACCAUUACCGCCUCCGAGGAACUCGCAAACGUAAAGAAGACACUCAUUGUUGAGAACACCGAGCGCCUCAGCGACGAAGCGGUGCAAAAGAUGAUUGAAGUGGCGCAGAACUUCUCGGCAAAGGAUGCGGUGGCCGUGUCUAUUAUGGACGCAACGCAGCGUCUUACAAGUGGCUUCACAGAACUUGAAACGGCGCUGGCCACGAUGCCACUGCCCCUCUCAAAGAAGUUACGACGGCAUGUGGCGUUUCUCACGCACGGCAAACAAUGGCUUGAGCAGCAGUUGCCGAACUACACAGAAACGCACGCGGUGGAUGUUAAGACAACGAAGAUCAUGAAACUUGUGCAGAAAGCCAUGAAGACACUGCAGCGUGAAUCCCGCAAGGGAACAGAAAACAACAACGAAAGCGACAGCGGUAGCGAUGACGAUGACGACACCAAUGAGAAUGAUGGGGACGCAGUCGGAGGAUCAGGCGGGUCAACACCACGCGACUCCAGUGCAGGGAGAAAGCGCCCGCGCAGUAAUCCAAGGAAUGAUGAGGGCUAG